AUCUCACAUCUCUAUUUCGCUGGCAACAAUGCAAGUUUUUCAUUAAUUCUUUCUUAAUACACGAUAAAUUAAUUGUAGCGUUAUCAAUUAAAUAAAAAUAGAAUACCCUAACUAAAUAUGGGAAGAAGAAAAUCUAAGAGAAAACCACCGCCUAAACGCAAGAACAUCGAACCACUGGAUCAACAGUUUAAUUGUCCAUUUUGUAAUCACGAAAAGUCAUGCGAAGUAAAAAUGGACAAGGGCCGGAAUACCGCUAAAAUAACAUGUCGUGUUUGUCUAGAGGACUUUCAAACUGGAAUUAACUUUUUGUCAGAACCUAUCGACGUAUAUAAUGAUUGGGUUGAUGCAUGUGAAACUGCGAAUUGAACCUAGUAUAUAUUUUAUAAAUAUGGUUUUUACUUUUACAAAUUCAUUUUGAUACUUAAAUUUACUAUGUUCUUUCAUUGUAUUCCUCUUGUUUUAGUUCUGUGUAAGACAUAUAUUUGAUGUCAUGUACAGUAAAGAUUCGAUACAGUAUAACUUUAAUUAAUUAAACUUGUAAGCUCAAAAUUGAAUAAAAGUGUAAUAAAUCUCUAUACCCUA
Molecule: messenger RNA, 582 nt
Organism: Drosophila mojavensis
Lineage: Eukaryota; Metazoa; Arthropoda; Insecta; Diptera; Drosophilidae
Product: transcription elongation factor 1 homolog
Exons: 2
Coding region: 118-366 (82 amino acids)
Biological process (GO): transcription elongation by RNA polymerase II
Cellular component (GO): transcription elongation factor complex
Molecular function (GO): RNA polymerase II complex binding
Source: RefSeq, a predicted model, not a curated record